AUGGAGAUAUUGUUUGAUAUGGUGAAUGUUCGCUACUGUCUCACCUUGGCCACAGGGCUGGUGGAGUGCCUGUGUUUUACUGGGGUUGUUUUUGGGUGGCCCUCCCUGGUGUUUAUCCUGAAAGACAUUGGGUACUUCAGUGACCAUUGUGUGAAUGCUACAGGACCCAAUGCCACACAGAACAUAGACUGUAGCAGACAGGAUGAGCUCUUCUCCUUGGAUUUCACCAUCGCUGUCUUCCAUCAGAACUUCAUUUGCCUUUUCAAUGGAUUCUUCUUUGACCGCUUUGGUACCUUGGCAUCCAGACUGCUGGGAAUAAUACUGUACACCAGCGGAACCUUGAUGAUUGCUUUUUCACAUCCAGAAGUAUCCAAUAUACUCUUUCCAGCUCUAAUCUGCAUUACAAUUGGAGGAUUAAUGUUAUUCAUCACAAAUCUUCAGGUGGGGAGCCUCUUUGACACCCAUCGUUCCACCAUUAUCACCUUGUACAAUGGAGCCUUCGAUUCCUCUGCCAUCAUCUUCCUCAUAAUCAAGGUGGCAUCUGAAAGAGGGAUCUCUAUGCACCACUCUUUUUUCUUCUUGUCGGCAUGCAGCAUAAUCCACCUCAUGAGAACCUUCUUCCUCAUGCCUAAGAAGCACAUCCCCUACCCCCUCCCCGAGGGCUACACUUAUGGGAGGGACUUGGGACAGAACAUGUGCAACACCGGAAGAGGCACUAUAGAGCUUGAGCAUGGAGACCAAGGUGAUGUGAUUUCUGAAGGAGGGAGCACACAGCAGGUGCCCCCACAGACAGGUAUGGGUGAUGUGAUUUCUGAAGGAGGGAGCAUACAGAAGCUGGCCCCACAGACAGCCUCUCCAGCUGGCUCGCUCCCUGUACGCAGUUUUAAGCAGUGUGUGCUCAGCUGGUUUUUUCUGUGGCACUUGGUGUGGAUGUCAGUCAUGGUCCUGCGACACUACCUGUUCAUUGGCACCCUGAACCCCAUGCUGACCCAGCUGACCGAAGGAGAUCCAGCCCAAGUGAGCCACUACACCAACGCCUUCGCCUACACACAGUUAUGUGGGAUACUGUGCGCCCCCUUGAAUGGCCUGAUCAUUGACAGAUACAAGGGCAAGCGACAGGAUCAGGACAUUACGGAGGAGGAGAGUAACCUGCACUCUGUGGUGCUCUCCCUCUUCCUCACUGCCCUGCAGUGCCUCUUAUUCUCCAUCUGCGCCACCAUACCUGUGCUCCCGCUGCAGUACCUGACUUUCGUCCUGCAAGUGCUCAACCGCGCCUUCAUAUUUGGAGGGAAUGCAGCCUUCAUCAGCGUUUUCUUCCCAAUCUGUCACUUUGGGAAGCUGCUUGGCCUGUGUUUUGUUGUGUCAGCCCUGGUGUUGCUCCUGCAAUUCCCCUGCAUCAUCCUGGUGAAUGAGGUGUUGGAUGGAGACCCCUUAUAUAUAAACAUAGCCCUAUGCAUCCUGUGCCUGGCCACGUUCAUUCACCCGGCCGAUGUGUUUAUCCGCUGGCGCAGACUGGCCAAUCAGAGAAGACGCUCCACCCAGACACCUCCCCCUCAUGAGAAUGCCAUCUCUGGAGACAGUGAAGACAAACUUCAGGACGCCCCAGACACCACCACAGAAGACACUUUGGCGCCCCCAAGAAGGGGAUCUGCUGUUUUCUGAGGGUGCUCCUCUUUCCCCCACCCACUGCUUCAUGACAAUAGUGACCAUGCUUAUUAAAAGAAAUUAUUUUUUGGGGGGUUCUUGGU
Molecule: messenger RNA, 1748 nt
Organism: Conger conger (European conger)
Lineage: Eukaryota; Metazoa; Chordata; Actinopteri; Anguilliformes; Congridae
Product: equilibrative nucleobase transporter 1-like
Exons: 14
Coding region: 1-1662 (553 amino acids)
Source: RefSeq, a predicted model, not a curated record